GUUAACUUUAAUCCUAAACCCUUAUUUCAUUUGAUUUGGUCUGUCAAAUAAACAGUAAAAAAGCAAUCUGCUGCUCUGUUUGGGUUUUUUUCGACAAAAAAUCCCAACAAAACCGCUGCCGUUGUUCACCUUCUCCAAAGCAUUGCCGGUGAAUUGCUGAUUAUCUUACCCACCCCAUAAAAUAAAAGAAGGAAGAACAAAAAAAUGUAUGGAAUCACAGGUUACAGUAAUGGCUACCACCAAAAUCAACAGCAGCACAGUUCGGAAGAGAAGCGAGGCGGAGGUCGACGGAGGAGGGGAGGCCGUAGAUCACGCCACCCUCCCGGCUUUAGGGUUUUCGACCACCAUCACCAUCACUACAAUAACGAUGACGACGAUGACAAGCAAGAGCAGAAAGCACCUCCGCCUUGCACGGACUUCGACAUGGCCUACUUUCACUCUUAUGCUCACGUUGGUAUCCAUGAAGAAAUGAUCAAGGAUCGAGUUCGAACUGACACUUACAGGGCUGCAAUCAUGCAACACCAGAGUUUUAUUGAAGGCAAAGUUGUAAUGGAUGUUGGAUGUGGCACAGGCAUUCUUUCAAUAUUUUGUGCUCAAGCUGGUGCAAAACGGGUGUAUGCAGUGGAUGCAAGUGAUAUUGCGUUGCAGGCAAAUGAAGUUGUGAAAGCAAAUAACUUAGCUGAAAAGAUCAUCGUUUUGCAUGGACGAGUUGAGGAUGUUGAAAUUGACGAGGAGGUUGAUGUAAUAAUUUCAGAAUGGAUGGGCUACAUGCUUCUGUAUGAGAGUAUGUUGGGAAGUGUUAUUACUGCUAGAGAUCGGUGGCUAAAACAUGGAGGCCUUAUUCUUCCUUCCAACGCAACGUUAUACAUGGCACCCAUCACACAUCCUGACAGAUACAAUGACAGCAUUGAAUUUUGGCGCAACGUCUAUGGAAUUGAUAUGUCUGCAAUGUUGCAAUUAGCAAAACAGUGUGCAUUUGAAGAGCCAUGCGUGGAGACAAUAACGGGGGAGAAUGUUUUGACAUGGCCGCACGUGGUUAAGCACGUGGACUGCUAUACUAUCCAACACGAUGAGCUAGAAUCUGUGUCAACAAGAUAUAAGUUCCAAUCAAUGAUGCGAGCUCCACUACAUGGAUUUGCGUUUUGGUUUGAUGUUGAGUUCAGUGGGCCAACAAAUUCUCCUACAAAUAAUCACAUCCCAUCCUUACUUACUGGUGCAUCUAACAAUAAUCAUAUCGAUGGUAUCCAGAAGAAGAAACGUGCCAAUCCCAAUGAAGCACUUGUUCUCUCAACGGCUCCCGAGGAUCCUCCAACACAUUGGCAACAGACAUUGAUAUACUUUUAUGACCCGAUAGAGGUGGAGCAAGAUCAAAUCAUUGAAGGCUCUCUAACGCUAUCUCAAAGCAAAGAAAACCGCCGAUUUAUGAAUAUUCAUCUCGAGUACUCUUCGGGAGGUAGAUCCUAUGUAAAAGAGUCCGUAAUGCGAUGAUCCCUUUGGGGUACGUACCGAUUCCAUUUCAAGCUUCACAACUGGUUAUAUGGCUCUAAGAUUGUGCCGUAGUUACCAUUUCAGGCCACACUAGAAUUCACAGACAAGUCAUUUGACUACUUUUACCAUACCAAGCUGCUCAAAGGAGGAAGAUAUUUGUUUAACUAAGAACAAAACUAAAUUUAGGUAAAAAGUUUUGAUAUUAGCUCUGCUGGUUGUGUAAGAUUGCCGUUUCAAAAUACAAAGUUAUCUGCUAUAUUUUAGUUUAUUAUAUAUUAUAUAUAUGUAUGUAUGACUAUGUGAUAAUAUCAACUUAUUCAUUCCUUUGUUA
This is a messenger RNA of Gossypium arboreum, 1819 nucleotides long. RefSeq names its product probable protein arginine N-methyltransferase 6. The record is from RefSeq and is a predicted model, not a curated record. The coding region runs from base 205 to 1488 and encodes 427 amino acids. Lineage: Eukaryota; Viridiplantae; Streptophyta; Magnoliopsida; Malvales; Malvaceae. Gene Ontology annotation, biological process: peptidyl-arginine methylation. Gene Ontology annotation, molecular function: protein-arginine N-methyltransferase activity. The transcript is spliced from 13 exons.